This is a messenger RNA of Hansenula anomala, 1596 nucleotides long. RefSeq lists its product as uncharacterized. The transcript has a single exon. Bases 1 to 1596 code for a protein of 531 amino acids. Gene Ontology annotation, biological process: L-cysteine transport; transmembrane transport. Gene Ontology annotation, molecular function: L-cysteine transmembrane transporter activity. Lineage: Eukaryota; Fungi; Ascomycota; Saccharomycetes; Phaffomycetales; Wickerhamomycetaceae. The record is from RefSeq and is a predicted model, not a curated record. Gene Ontology annotation, cellular component: membrane.
AUGUCGGAUCUUGAAUCAAACAAGAAAGAGCACUUGGUUCAGAGAGUCGUGAGUUUGAACUCAGCUCAAGCUCAUGUUGAUGAAAAAGAUGCUGAUGCAACGUUGAAAUUCAUGGAGACUUACUCGAGCCAAGUAACUGGGUCAUUGACUCCAGAGAUUGAGAAAAGAAUCAGAAGAAAAUUAUACAUUUGGUUAGUUCCUCUACUUAUGAUGAUUAAUACCGUGUUAUUUGUUGAUAAAAGUGUACUAUCUUAUGGUAUAUUGUUAGGGUUGUUUGAAUCAACUGGUAUUUCGCAUGACCAGUAUAAUAACUUGAACUCAAUCUUCUACGCAGGUUAUUUUAUUGGUCAAAUUCCAUUACAUUUUUUCCUUCAAAAAUUCAAUUUUGCAAGAUUUGUCUCUUUGAUAUUGUUCACUUGGGCAAUUUUGAUCUUUUUAACAGCCACUGCCUCAAAUUAUGGCGGAUUGAUUGUGCUCAGAUUCCUAUUAGGAUUUUUUGAAAGUGUGAUUAUUCCGGCUAUUGAAAUUACGUUGUUACAAUUUUUCACCCCAAGAGAAAGAGCAAUGGUGAAUCCAGUAUUUUGGGUUAGUUCACAAGGUCCUGCCGAAUGGAUAGGUGGAUUCAUAUCUUAUGGGUUGUUGCACCUAAAGUCACCACCAAUUCCUCCAUGGAAAAUAUUUAUGGUUAUUAUCGGUGGGUUAACUCUGAUCAAUGCAGUUUGGGCAUUAUUUGUUUAUCCAAGUAAUCCAUCAGAGGCAAAAUUUCUAACCAUAGAAGAAAGAGUCCAUUUGAUUAGAAAGAUCCAAACAGCCUCAAGCUCUUCAAUUGAACAGAAAACGAUUAAGAAAUAUCAAAUCAUUGAAUGUAUUAAAGAUCCACUGACUUGGUUAUUCACUUCAUUUGCAUUGUUCAGUAUGCUUCACAAUAAUUUAAUGUUCCAAGUAAACAUUUUAUAUGAAGCUAUUGGUGUUAAAAGACUAGGAGUAACUCUUAUAAAUGUCGUGGGUGGUGCUUUUGGCUCAAUUUUCCUGGUAGCUGGUGUCUUUAUUGUUUAUAAGGUCAAGGAAAGUUCUGCGUUGGUGAUUCUCUUAGCAGGAACUCCAGCAUUAGCAGGUGCUUUAGGAAUGGUUUUAGUGCCUUGGGAUAAAAAACUUUCACUGAUUGUGAUGUUGUUAUUAAGUGGUCACACAUUCGCUCUAGCUUUCAUUGUCGUUGUCGGUUGGUCAACUUCAUCAGCAUCAGGUUAUACCAAAAAAUUCUAUAGAAAUAUUUUUUUUAUGUUUGGGUAUUGUAUUGCCAACAUUAUUAGUCCACAAUUAUGGAGAGGCCAUCAAGCUCCAAGGUACUAUCCAGCAUGGAUCAUUCAGAUUGUUUUAUCGUUCUUCUUGCCUAUACUGAUUGGACUUGUGAUUCAUGUUAUCUUGAAAAGACGUAAUAUUGAGAGAUUGAAAUACAUUGAAGAACAUCCAGAUGAGAAAUAUGGUCAAGUUGUCACCACUGAUCCCAACACUGGAGAACAAGUGGUGGAGGAAGUGGAUAUAGCUAACUUAGACUUGACAGAUUUAGAGAACAAGUUCUUUAUAUAUCCCUUGUGA